This is a messenger RNA of Nerophis lumbriciformis (worm pipefish), 570 nucleotides long. NCBI's taxonomy places the organism in Eukaryota, Metazoa, Chordata, Actinopteri, Syngnathiformes, Syngnathidae. The record is from RefSeq and is a predicted model, not a curated record.
AUGGGGACAACGGCGAGUCAACUCGGGAAGGACUUGCUUUCGGAAUACCAAGAGCUGACGUUUUUAACCAAACAAGAAAUUCUUCUGGCACAUAAAAGAUUUACUGAACUACUUGCUAAAGAUGAGAAAAAUAUUCCAAACGCCAGAGUGCCGAUGGACAAGAUCCUCACCCUUCCAGAACUCAAGUCCAACCCAUUUAGAACGAGAAUCUGCCACGUUUUUUCUACAUCUGAAGUAAAAGAUGGUAGCCUCACUUUUGAGGACUUUUUAGAUCUUUUGAGUGCCUUCAGCGACUCUGCUACAUUGGAAAUCAAGUCCCACUACGCAUUCCGUAUAUUCGACUUUGAUGAUGAUGGAACUCUUGACUGUGGUGAUCUGGAGAAACUGGUCAACUGCCUGACUGGAGAGACUGAUGACACGAGACUAACCUCUGAGGAGAUGAGACAGCUCAUCAACAAUAUUCUUGACGAGUCAGAUAUUGAUAAAGAUGGAACAGUGAACCUCUCAGAGUUUCAGCAUGUCAUUUCAAGAUCACCAGAUUUUGUCAGUUCUUUCAAGAUUGUGCUGUGA